AUGGCUCCAGGCUUGGAGGCUGAGGUUGAUGAUCGCCUCAAAGACGUGAUACAAGACCUUUACGAAAUUCAAUCGUCCAUUCACGGCUACCUCGGCCCAGAAACCAAGCAGGUCCUCAUUGGCAAGAUCCACGAUUUGACGGCAUCGCUCCAGACCCUCUCUGCUACCUCCGCUGGCCUGCCGACCCUAAUCCCCCCCGAGAUUAUUGAUUAUGUCGAAGAAGGGAGGAAUCCAGAUAUCUAUACACGGGAGUUCGUUGAACAAGUGCAGAAGAUCAAUAUGAUAUUGAAAGGCAAGAGUGAGGCAUACAGGACUUUCCGGGAUAUGCUUGCAGAGGAGAUUGUAAAGGGCGAAGUGGGCACUCAGGAGGAGGUGGAUCAGAUACUGGAAAGCUAUGUUGGGGAAGAGGAAGGCGAAGAAGUCAAGCAGGAGAGCUGA
Bacidia gigantensis is the source of this 438-nucleotide messenger RNA. RefSeq lists its product as uncharacterized. The record is from RefSeq and is a predicted model, not a curated record. Gene Ontology annotation, cellular component: mediator complex. The coding region runs from base 1 to 438 and encodes 145 amino acids. Gene Ontology annotation, biological process: regulation of transcription by RNA polymerase II. Gene Ontology annotation, molecular function: transcription coregulator activity. Lineage: Eukaryota; Fungi; Ascomycota; Lecanoromycetes; Lecanorales; Ramalinaceae. The transcript has 3 exons.